AUGUUGCUCAGUUAUGUUCGAUUAUUUAUUGUUUUUCUACAUCGUAACCUUGUUCGUUAUUCAAUAUUACAACAAUAUUUAAUCUUGUCAUUAUUAACUCUUCUAAUUUUAUACCUACUUCGUUUAUGGAUUACUAUUUUUCUACUAUUACCAAUAACAACAUUCGUUACAUAUUAUUUUACAAACAAACUCACUCAAACAGAUAACAGUGAUAAUAAAAAGAAUCAAAAACAACAGCACCACCAAAGAUUAUGGUCAACAAAUUAUUUAUACGAUUUUAUUGUUCAUGCGAGCAUACCAUUUAUUCGUCGUACAACGUUUGCUACUGCUGAAAAGUUAACAACAGCAGUAAACACUAGAGAUGAAAAUGAACACAUUAAUCUUGAGGAAAGUUUAUCACCAUCAACGAUUUUGUCAAUGAAAUAUUCUGUCAAUUCCAAUAAUGACAAAGCAAUUUAUUAUUUACUUCAAAAGGAAUGUGAUACUUAUAUUCGCACAAUCAUCGAAAGAUACGUGAACGCCUGGUAUUACCCAUUAAUCUCCACGGAUCAAGAAUUUCCACAAGGUUUACAAAUUCUAUUAAAUAUUCUGUUAAAUCGCAUAUCGGAUCGUCUCAAACAACUGAAUUAUUAUCAGUUGACAACAAAUUUAUUCAGUCUUCAACAAAUACAUAUGAAUCAAUAUUUAGAAACGUUAGUAUCAUAUCGUAAACUAAUGAAAACAAAUCGAACAACAACAAAGAAUAGAACAUUCAUCAAUGAAUUUGGCGAACUUCAUAUUGCCAUGAAAAAUCAACAAAUUUAUUUAAAAGCAAUUGUUGAAUUAUUAUUUACUGAAUAUCUGCCUGAAACAUUUUUGGCUUAUUCAAGUUCAGCUUGUCGUGAAUUUCUACAGCAAAUUAUUGUUAAUUGUAUUCUAAUGCCCGUCAUUGAUACUAUGUCGAAACCACAAAGAUUAUAUGAUUUUAUUGUUUUACUUUGGGGUAAAGAUAUGCAGAAGGGCGAUAAUAAAGGCGAGCAAAAUCAGAGAAAAUCAGAGAACGCAGAAGAACAUCUACUGUUAAAGAAAGAUGCGGAGGACGAUGAAUAUUCAUCAACAAAUGAAUUAUUUCAAAGUUUACCUUUAUACCAAGAUGAUGAUGCUAAUAGGCUUAUAUCUGAUGCGGUUACCGACGAUAAUUAUACUCCGACAAUUGAUGAUGCUCGACGACUAUCAACAUUGGAAAAGAUUAUUUAUGCCGUGGAGAUCAUAGCAGCUGAAAAAGUCUAUAAUCCAAUAUCUGGUGCUGCUUUUACUGUGUAUGUGAUUCACUGUGAAACAAAAUCUCCAUUUGGUGGUGCAACAAUUCAUAGUUAUGCUGUUCGUCGUCGUUUUCGCGAAUUUCUUAAUCUUCAAAAACGAUUAUUAAAUAAUCCAUUAACUGCUGGUCAUGCACAUGUUUUACGUGGUCCGCAGAACAGUCUUUCAUUAUCAAUGAGAAAUAUGAGUCCAGAACUGGUUCACAAACGAAAAAUUCUGCUUGAUCAAUACUUAAAAACAAUUAUUACAAAUGAAAUAUUAAAUUGUUCACAUGAUGUUUUGGAAUUUUUUGCUUAUAAUUCUGAUGUUAAUGUAUUGUAUGAUUCUCUUACAACUAAUAAAUUACCUGUACCUCGCGUUGAUAAGGUAUUAUUUCGAACAAUUUCUGGCAUGUUUGAUAAAAUUCCUGGAAAACUUAAUAAUUUAAUACCGAAAAAAGAACUGAUACCAAAAGAAAUAUUUCAGUUAAAUUUAUCUAUUGACUAUACUUCUAAUCAACCAGCUUGUCAAUCAAAACAAAAUAUAAGACUGGCAAAACAACCAUUACCAUUAACAAACUCUCUAUUAAAUUUACUCUAUACAAGUUUACAUUCACGUGAAGCAUUUAUUAGUCUUGAAUCUGUACAUACUACUAUUUAUAUAGUUUUUGGUCGUUUUAUAGAACGAUUUCUGACUGAUUUAGUUGAUGAAUUAACAUCUCAGGAAUAUGUUUUACUUUAUUUGAAAAAUUUACGUAGUGAUGUAUUAUGGCCUGAUAAUGAGACAGAUUCUUCAUCCUCAACACAAUCAAAAAAUGGAAAACAUACAGCUUAUGAUGUUUGUUUUAAUAAAAUUCCAGGUUUCUUUCGUCAGAUUAUUGGUCCCGAACACAUUCGUCGAAUUAUAAUUAAUUUUUUACAGUGUAUGAGUUACGAAGAAUUAAAUCGACAUUUUGUUUAUACAUUAUUGGAUGCAUUUAUUGAAGAACUUUUACCAAAUAUUUCAUCAAAAGAUUUCGUAUUGAAAUAUGUACAAUUACAUUCGUCAUCAUCCUCUUAA
This is a messenger RNA of Didymodactylos carnosus, 2337 nucleotides long. The record is from the annotation of a GenBank genome assembly. Lineage: Eukaryota; Metazoa; Rotifera; Eurotatoria; Philodinida; Philodinidae.